Schistosoma spindalis is the source of this 3455-nucleotide messenger RNA. Lineage: Eukaryota; Metazoa; Platyhelminthes; Trematoda; Strigeidida; Schistosomatidae. The record is from the annotation of a GenBank genome assembly.
AUGAGUUCUUCAGUUAUUAAUGAUAGUACUAGCAGUAUUAAUAAAUUAUUAUAUGACCAUUCUUUAGAAACUUAUACAAUCCAUUCUACUGAUGAUGUAAUGAUAAAUAAUCAACGAGUUAGUAAACCAGACACUUGGAUAGACAAUGAAUGGGAGAAAUCAUCAGUGUUAUCAAAUACUUUUAGUGAUCUUAAUAAACAUCAUGAAUUAUAUUCAGAAAAGAAAGAUGUUGGUGAUAAUUUACUACAAAGAGAAACUGAAUUUACAAUGAUAAAUAAAUUAGUUAACCAUGAAGAUGACGAAGACAUUGAGGAUGAAGAAGACGAUGAUGAUGAUGAUGAUGAUGAGGAGGAGGAUGAUGGUGGGGAAGAUAGAGAUGUAGAGAAAGAUCAACAACGGCCAUUUAUUAUAAAUAAUUCUAAGGUAUCCAGAUUUUCAAUGAACGCUAAUAACUCACCAAUUCCAACUCCCUUAAGUAAUAAUGAUCCUAAUAAUAAAAUUCAUAUUCCUGAUCACUUGUUUAUCAGAUCUACAGAUAACAAACGUCAUUUUGAGUUGUUUAGUAAAGAAACUAAUAACAAUAACGCUGGUUCAUUAUCAAUGUCAUUAUCAUCACCAUCAUCACUAAUUCCACCUAUGAUGAAUUGCUGUAAACAAGAAGACAAAAGUGCCGUAUGUGAAGCAGAAACGAAAAAUGAAGAGACAAUACAAAAUUCAAUAAACACAACACAUAUACCAUCAUCCCUUUUUCAGUCUACUGUUGAUUCAUCAUGGAAUAAAUCAAUGUCAAAUUUUGGAUCUUGGUUAGGUGAACAAAUAUCUCCUUCACUUAAUCAACAAUAUCAUAAUGAUAAUAGUAUUAUUACUUAUAAUAAAAAUCAUCAAAAUCGCCAUGAACAACAAAACCCCCAUCUAUCAUAUUAUCACCAUAAUCAUAAAGGAUCCAUUGAACAAUUAUUCACAAACUAUAAAUGUACAUCAGCGUCACAAUUACAUAUUGAUCAUGAUUCAAUAAGAGUUUCAUCUGAUAUACCAUUAAAUUCAUUCCGUCAAUUGACUAAUGAUCUGUUACCUAACUCAACUGAACUAGAAAAUAAACAACAUCCAUUUAUUUCUAGCAUACAUCAAAAUAAUCAUUCCAAUAUUAAUGAUGAUAAUCUUAUGAAUAUUUAUUGUAUGAACAAUUUGUAUCCUUCAACAUAUACAGAUUUUAUGUCAACACACAAUAAUAAUAAUAAUAAAGAUCAAACCAACUCUUCAGAUACAUUUCAAAUCUUCAAUUCAUUCGAUUCUUCAUUAAAUAAUAGAAAUGUUAAAAAUUUCGAUUUGAUAAAUGAUGUUUUUACUAAGAAUUUAAUUGAUACAACAAAUUCCAUAUCAUAUUGUUCAUUAUCAACUACAAUAACAAUGACUAUAGGGAAUACAAUACCAACAAUAAUGUCAACAACUAAAACAACAAAUUCUAUCAAACAAGAUAUUCCCGAUUUGACAGCUGCAGCAGCGGCUGCUGUCGCUUUUCAUGGUUUAGAUCCAGCUACAACUGUUCAAAUGUUAAGAAUGUCUUCAUUAGCUAAUAAAUUAAGAAAUAAAACAAAAAUCUUAACAGAUGGUCGAGAAUGUGUUAACUGUGGAGCUACUCAAACACCAUUAUGGCGUAGAGAUGAAGCUGGACAUUAUUUAUGCAAUGCAUGUGGCUUAUAUCAUAAAAUGAAUGGAACAAAUCGACCACUGAUAAAACCAAAACGUCGUAUGUCCGCAAACCGUAAACUUGGUACAUUCUGUGCUAAUUGUCGAACAUCACAUACAACAUUAUGGAGACGUAAUCAACAAGGCGAUUCAGUAUGCAACGCAUGUGGACUUUACUACAAAUUACAUCAUAUAAAUCGACCAUUAUCUAUGAAAAAAGAAGUUAUUCAAACAAGAAAUCGAAAAUUAACUCAAGCUAAAAAAAGGAAAGAUUUAGAACAUUUCACUAAAUUAUUAACAUCUAAUAAUACAAAAUAUAUUACAAAAGAAUUACAAACAAAUAGUACAAAUUCAAAAAUGACACAAUGGUUUAAAAUAAAUCAAAUGGAAUCAACAAUACCAAAACGAACACUUCCUAAUGUAGUUCAUAAAGAAAAUUUACUACUAAGUGUUAAUGGUAAUAGUAAUAAUAAUAAUAAUCAUAAUAAUAAUAAUAAUAAUAAUAAUAAUAAUAAAUCAUCUUAUAGACAUUUAAACUAUCCAAUUACAAAUUUCUAUUCAUGUUCAAAAUUCUAUCAAAAAAAUAAAUUAGAUAAGAAUUAUUAUACUUAUUUAACUGAUACUACAAAUGAACACAUUGAAAAUAAUCAUCAACAAUUAAAUGCUGCAGCAGUGGCAGCCGCUGCAAUUGCAGCCAAUUAUAUUAGUGUUUCAACUCAUUCAACAAGUUCAAAUUCAAUAUUAUCAAAGAAUUCAACAGAAUCUACACCAUCACCAUCUUUAUCAACAACUGUUUCAUCAUUAUCAACAUCAUCAUCACUAAACAGUUCUUAUGUAUCUAAUACAAAAACAACUGACAAAUUAAUAAAAGAACAAAUAAAAAUCCCUAUAAAUUCAGUAGUUUUACAAUCAUCUAAAUCUAAUGAAAAUGAAAUGAUCAGUCAUAAUUUACAAUAUAAUUUUAAUAUUAAUAUAAAUUCGUUUGAAAAUAACACUUCAUUAAUUUCAACUCCAUGGAAUUCUUUUAUAUCUAAAAACAUCUAAACUAGAUCUUUUAUUCUUUUCAGGGAAAAAAAUGAUAAACAUUUUGAAAUAUGAAAAUGCAAUUUAAUAGUUUAAUUCAUGAGUCAAUUGAAGCUAGACCACUAUUGAAAAUCUGGAAACACUGAACAGUCAUCUAUUCCUAGUAUGGGAUACCUCAGCAGUGACGCAUCUACGAUUCCACACACGGGAUUCAAACUCAGGACCUUUGGUCUCACACGUAGAUCAGUUAGCAGACAUUCAACGGUGCUAAUUUAUAACCUCAGUCGAUCCAUGAUGGAUCCGUGUCAAACAGUUAUCCAUCAAAGACAAAGAUGGUCGUACAAUAUCGUGCAUUAGCUAAAGUUGAAGGAUACCGGUUCAGUGGUUUAGAGGUUAAGCGUUCGCGCGCGAGAUUGAUAGGUCCUGGAUUCGAAGCUUAUGAGGCGGGAUCGUGGGUGCGCACUGCUGUGUCCAAUAUCAGGAUAAAACGGCCGUCCAGUGCUUCCAGGUUUUUCAUGGUGGUCUAGCUUCUAUCGACACAUGAACUCAACUAAUAAAUUAUUAUAAUAUCCACAAAACCUCUCUCACUGAAUAUGAAAAUGUCUUGAUUAAAUGUUAUGUUGUAUAUAUUAUAAAUCUUUAAAGAAUAAUUUUUGAUCAUUUUCAAACAUACUUCUUAAUAAUUGUCAGUAUAUUUUGCUUUACUGUUAAAAUAUUCAAUUUAUUUGAUAAAUAUUAUUCAUAUG